CCUACCGUUGCCACGAGACGGCUGCGUUCCGGUUCCGGUCGGUUGCCCCGGAGCCUGGGUACACAGUUCAGUCCCGCCGGAGGCCGAGGGGUCCCGGAGAGCGGACUCCACGCGCGAAGCCAUGAGCCAGCGGCAGGUGCUGCAAGUGUUCGAGUUGUACCAGAAUGCCCGGACCCGAUUCGUACAGAUGGUGGCGGAGCAGGCGACCAGACCUCAGAACAUCGAGACACUGCAGAAUGCGGGUAUAAUGUCGUUGCUGAGGCCUCUUCUUCUGGACGUGGUCCCAACGAUUCAACAGACUGCUGCCUUGGCUCUGGGGAGGCUGGCCAAUUAUAAUGAUGACUUAGCAGAAGCAGUUGUGAAGGGCGACAUUCUUCCACAGCUUGUCUAUUCAUUGGCAGAGCAGAAUUGUGUCUACAAGAAAGCAGCUGCCUUUGUGCUGCGAGCAGUUGGUAAACACUCUCCUCAGCUGGCACAGGCCAUAGUUGACUGUGGCGCCCUGGACUCUCUGGUGAUAUGCUUGGAAGAUUUUGACCCUGGAGUCAAGGAAGCUGCAGCCUGGGCACUUGCAUAUAUUGCAAGGCAUAAUGCAGAACUGUCACAAGCUGUGGUGGAUGCGGGAGCUGUUCCUCUUUUAGUGCUCUGUAUCCAGGAGCCAGAAAUUGCUUUGAAAAGGAUUGCUGCCUCGGCCCUCAGUGACAUUUCAAAGCAUUCUCCAGAGUUAGCACAGACGGUGGUGGAUGUCGGAGCUAUUGCUCACUUAGCCCAGAUGAUCCUCAACCCUGAUGAAAAAUUGAAGCACCAGGUCCUUUCAGCUCUCAGUCACAUCGCAAAGCACUCUGUGGACCUGGCAGAGAUGGUUGUUGAAGCGGAGAUUUUCCCGGUUGUCCUUACCUGUCUGAAGGACAAAGAUGAAUAUGUGAAGAAGAACGCGUGCACUUUAAUUAGAGAGAUCGCAAAGCACACACCCGAGCUCUCACAGCUGAUUGUUAAUGCGGGAGGUGUGGCCGCCGUGAUCGACUGCAUGGAAACCUGCCGAGGGAACAUACGACUGCCCGGCAUCAUGAUGCUCGGUUACGUGGCUGCUCAUUCCGAGAACCUAGCCAUGGCAGUGAUCAUUUCCAAGGGUGUGCCCCAGCUGUCGGCCUGCCUGUCAGAGGAACCGGAAGAUCAUAUUAAAGCCGCGGCUGCCUGGGCUCUCGGACAGGUUGGGAGACACACUCCAGAGCACGCACGGGCCGUGGCUAUCACAGAGGUGUUGCCAGUACUGCUGGCUCUGUACUUGUCCCCAGAGAGCUCCGAGGACCUGCAGGUGAAAAGUAAAAAGGCCAUAAAGAACAUCAUACAGAGAUGCACCUACCUCCCAGCCCUUGAACCCUUUCUCUACGAUGCGCCUCCCAAUAUCCUGAAGUAUGUGGCUGGGCAGUUCAGUAAGGUGCUGCCUCAUGACAGCAAAGCUCGACGUCUUUUCGUUACGAGUGGCGGACUUAAAAAGAUCCAAGAGAUAAAAGCAGAACCCGGUUCUCUCCUCCAAGAAUACAUCAACAACAUUAACAGCUGUUACCCAGAGGAAAUAGUAAGGUACUAUUCCCCUGGAUACUCAGAUACGCUUCUGCAGAGGGUGGACAGCUACCAGCCGCCUACUAACUGAACAAAGUCUACUUUAUACUCGGAGUCACAGGAGAGUGUGCACAGCAGUUGUUAAAGUGCUUCCUGAAACGCUGAACUAAGUAUAUCUCAGUUUUUGUUCAAUGUGAAAUACCUUAAUGUUUUCUAUAUCUAUGUAAUUCGUUAUAAAUUAUUAGCUGCAAUGUAUGAAAGACUAGUCAUAAUCAUUUGCACGCAUAGAGAUACGCCUAAAGGAAGAUUUAAAAGGCAAUAAAGGGUUUUAAGGUACUUAUUUUUCUACAAAACACAUAAACACAACACAACACACAUAUCCUUAUGACUAGAUAUAAAUGAGACAUGCUGUUUGAAAACCCUUAGUUAAUCUGUGGUUGAUAUGUAAAACGAAUAGAAAAUCUCUUAAUAAAAAAAGAAGAAAUAAAUUAAAAAUUUAUGAUGCAUUAUUUGGAUUUAAAAAAAAAAAAAGAAAACCCUUAGUUAUUUCCUCAUGGGGGUGGGUAAGGAAAACUGACCUGUCAGUUACACAGAAAAUAGGGAGUAUGGAAAGAGGAAAAUGUGACAGAAAUGCAGGGCCCUUAAAACCCCAUGGCUACUUAAGUGCAUUGAUUAACACAAGAGAUCUACAGACAGCCUGUCUGGUUUCCUAAGGAUUUAGGAAAGCCCUCUUUUAUUGCAAGUUUUAAAACUCUUCUUCUCACCCCAUAUGAAGUGUU
This is a messenger RNA of Peromyscus californicus insignis, 2339 nucleotides long. RefSeq names its product sperm associated antigen 6 (gene Spag6). Gene Ontology annotation, molecular function: microtubule binding. Gene Ontology annotation, cellular component: acrosomal vesicle; microtubule cytoskeleton; axoneme. Lineage: Eukaryota; Metazoa; Chordata; Mammalia; Rodentia; Cricetidae. The transcript has 11 exons. The coding region runs from base 122 to 1651 and encodes 509 amino acids. The record is from RefSeq and is a predicted model, not a curated record. Gene Ontology annotation, biological process: epithelial cilium movement involved in extracellular fluid movement; filopodium assembly; neuron projection extension.